This is a messenger RNA of Oreochromis aureus, 939 nucleotides long. RefSeq names its product guanine nucleotide binding protein (G protein), gamma transducing activity polypeptide 1 (gene gngt1). The record is from RefSeq and is a predicted model, not a curated record. The transcript is spliced from 3 exons. Gene Ontology annotation, cellular component: heterotrimeric G-protein complex. NCBI's taxonomy places the organism in Eukaryota, Metazoa, Chordata, Actinopteri, Cichliformes, Cichlidae. Gene Ontology annotation, biological process: G protein-coupled receptor signaling pathway. Bases 338 to 559 code for a protein of 73 amino acids. Gene Ontology annotation, molecular function: G-protein beta-subunit binding.
CCCCUUAACCCAUAUCCAAAUGAGCCUGCAAGAAAACUCAGAGUUAAAAUAGAACAAAAGUUCCAAACUGAAUCUAUAAAAGACAAAAAAUACAUCACCAUGUUUUGUUUUGUUUUUUUACACCAAAGGAGCUCAAAUGGACGCCUGUGUGAGUUGCCCACCCUUUCCUUUGUGUACUUGAGCUGCUGGUAUGAUCAUUCAGUGGGGCCUUGUUUUAAUCAGAUUAGGGGAUUAGAAUUGUUUAUGCUGAUUACUUUAUAACCCAGAUUGAGAGAGAGGAGAGGGAUUCUUCAGCAGGAUUUCGGGGGUGAAGGACUGCUCCCUGUAAGCGUUCAAAAUGCCGGUCAUAAAUGUGGAGGAUCUGACAGAUAAGGACAAGGCUGUGAUGGAAGUAAACCAGCUUAAACUUGAAGUCAAACUCGAGAGGUGGUUGACAUCUAAAUGCUGUGAGGAAAUCAAGGAAUAUAUUCAGGCUCUAGUGGAGGAGGACACCCUCGUCAAAGGCAUAUCAGAGGAGAAGAACCCCUUCAAGGAGAAAGGUGGCUGUGUCAUCUGCUAGACUGGACCUAAGGAGCUUUUCAUAUCUCAGAUUAGUACCCAAGGACGUUCACCCAGCCCUCGUAAAAUGGAUUUGCAGACUGAGAAGACUAGAAGGACACAAUAAAGAAAACAUUUAUGACUUCCCGUGUAAAACAAUUCUUCAUCUUGGGGCCAGAUUUGUAGCCUUCUAAUUUUUUUUUUUUUUUUUUUUUUUUUUUUGAAAGAUGCACUAAUUAAAAGUUGUAUUUGGCAAGUGUUACAUAAUGCUUCUCUCUCUUGUGGUGUAUAUAGUCUGAGCACAUGGGCCCAUAUGUUGUUUCAUUCACAGAAGCAACUGUCAUUAAAUGUGCACAUUUAUAAUUCAGCCUGUCUCUGUGAUUCACUGAAGGGUUGUAGACA